Messenger RNA from Pistacia vera, 792 nucleotides. RefSeq lists its product as uncharacterized. The record is from RefSeq and is a predicted model, not a curated record. Lineage: Eukaryota; Viridiplantae; Streptophyta; Magnoliopsida; Sapindales; Anacardiaceae. The transcript has a single exon. Bases 204 to 674 code for a protein of 156 amino acids.
AGAAAUGGUCCGUAUACGAAAUUUAGGUGAACUCAACACCAACUACGCGUGGCAAUGGCCAGCCAUUAGGUGAACCACUCUAUUGAACAAUCGAAUUCAGCUCAACCUACAUCAAACAACCAUUAAUUCUUCUGUAAAUUUACUCUCCAUAUAUAUAUUUGAUCCCCGUUACUCAACUCUAAAACACAUUCAUAGUUAUAACUAUGGCUAGUAGUAGUAACAAAUCAAGAGAAGAACGUGCAGGCGCAGAGAUUGUGCAUGGACCCGAAGAGUGCUAUCGCCACUCUGUAGAGCUACUGGAAGAACUGGGAUUCCCAAAAGGUGUUCUUCCAUUGAAAGACCUUGAAGAGUGUGGACGAGUUCGAGAAACCGGGUUUGUUUGGAUGAAACAAAAGGCUCCAUAUGAGCAUUUUUUCACUGGGAGUAAUUCUCGAGUAAGCUAUGCUGUAGAAGUGACUGCAUAUAUAGAGAAGUUUAAGAUGAAAAAAAUGACUGGCGUUAAAAGCAAACAGGUUUUUCUGUGGGUGCCAAUUACUGAGAUGAGCAUUGAAGAUCCAUCAAGUGAUAAGAUUUAUUUCAAGACUCCAAUGGGGAUUGGAAAAUCUUUUCCUCUCACAGCUUUCAUGACGGAUGAGGAGAAGCAAAAGUAUUUGGAGAACAAAGCCGAUAAAUGAAACUCUUUCAAUUUUGAUUGAUUUAAUAAGGUUCUUUUUUGUUUUAAUUAUUAUCAAUACUUGAAGAUCAUAUUCUGUGAUACUUUCUAUUUGUAAUUUCUGUUCAUUAAUCAAUGAA